Oncorhynchus gorbuscha (pink salmon) is the source of this 8319-nucleotide messenger RNA. Its product is annotated as protein unc-79 homolog. Gene Ontology annotation, molecular function: protein binding. NCBI's taxonomy places the organism in Eukaryota, Metazoa, Chordata, Actinopteri, Salmoniformes, Salmonidae. The record is from RefSeq and is a predicted model, not a curated record.
UGGUACAACCAGAGCGAGCCUGUGAGCGAGAGAUGGAUUAUUCACUUUUCCAAGACUGAGGGGGAACAGCACCGUAGGGGGAAAAAACAUUUGACAGUGUUUGUUUUAGGAUUCGUGAAGUGUUUCCACAAUGUCUACGAAAGCAGAGCAAUUUGCCUCUAAGAUAAGAUACUUGCAAGAGUAUCACAACCGCGUGCAACACAAUAUUUACCCCGUGCCCUCCGGAACAGACAUUGCAAACACAUUGAAAUACUUUUCCCAAACCCUGCUCAGCAUUCUGUCCCGCACAGGCAGGAAGGAGAACCAGGAAGCAUCCAAUUUGGCCGUGCCCAUGACCAUGUGUCUUUUUCCUGUGCCAUUCCCACUCACCCCAUCUCUAAGACCACAAGUCAGUUCCAUCAACCCUACAGUUACUCGCUCCCUCCUUUACAGCGUUCUGCGUGAUGCCCCGUCAGACCGCGGGGGGGCAGGGCAGCAGAGUCGGGACGCUCAGCUCUCAGAGUACCCCUCUCUGGACUAUCAGGGGCUCUAUGCGACCCUCGUGACCCUGCUUGACCUGGUGCCCCUGCUGCAGCACGGUCAGCAUGAUCUUGGACAGUCCAUAUUUUACACAACAACUUGCCUCCUGCCCUUUCUCAGUGACGAUAUUCUCAGCACUUUACCCUACACUAUGAUCUCCACUUUAGCUACAUUCCCCCCAUUCCUUCACAAAGACAUCAUUGAGUACCUGAGCACCUCUUUCCUCCCCAUGGCUAUAUUGGGUUCCACUAGAAGAGAAGGGGGCGUCCCAGCAUAUGUCAAUCUCUCUGCCUCCUCCAUGCUAAUGAUUGCUAUGCAGUACACUUCCAACCCAGUAUAUCACUGUCAGUUGUUGGAGUGUCUUAUGAAGCACAAGCAGGAAGUGUGGAAGGACCUGCUGUAUGUCAUUUCGUACGGACCAUCCCAAGUCAAGCCUCCAGCCGUGCAGAUGCUCUUUCAUUACUGGCCAAACCUAAAGCCCCCAGGAGCCAUCAGUGAAUACAGUGGACUGCAAUACACAGCCUGGAAUCCCAUCCAUUGCCAACACAUUGAGUGUCACAAUGCCAUCAAUAAGCCUGCUGUCAAGAUGUGCAUCGACCCCACCCUCUCCGUUGCACUGGGAGACAAGCCCCCUCCUCUAUACAUCUGUGAGGAGUGCAGCCAAAGGAUAGCAGGAGACCAUUCAGAAUGGCUUGUUGAUGUGCUCUUGCCCCAAGCUGAGAUAUCUGCUAUUUGUCAAAAGAAGAACUGUAGCUCUCAUGUCAGGAGGGCAGUUGUCACCUGCUUCUCAGCUGGUUGCUGCGGGCGCCAUGGCAACCGACCCGUCCGCUACUGCAAGCGUUGCCAUGUCAACCACCACAGCAGCGAGGUGGGGACUGCGGCGGAGACCCAUCUGUACCAGACCUCCCCACCUCCCAUCAACACCCGCGAGUGUGGGGCAGAGGAGUUGGUGUGUACUGUGGAGGCUGUUAUCAGUCUACUGAAGGAGGCAGAGAUCCACGCGGAGCUGCGUGAGUUUGAGCUGAACAGGCGUCGUCAGAUGGGCCUGUCUGCCUCCCACCACUCCCUGGACAACAUCGACUUUGACAACAAGGAGGACGACCAGCACGACCAGAGGCUCCUCAGUCAGUUUGGCAUCUGGUUCCUGGUGAGCCUGUGCACCCCCAGUGAGAACACGCCCACUGAGAGCCUGGCGCGGCUGGUGAGCAUGGUGUUCCAGUGGUUCCACUCCACAGCCUACAUGAUGGACGACGAGGUGGGCUCCCUGGUGGAGAAGCUCAAGCCCCAGUUUGUCACCAAGUGGUUGAAGACCGUGUGUGACGUGCGCUUUGACGUCAUGGUGAUGUGCCUGCUGCCCAAGCCGGUGGAGUUUGCCAGGGUGGGGGGUUACUGGGAUAAGUCUUGCAGCACGGUGACCCAGCUGAAAGAGGGGCUGAACCGGAUCCUGUGCCUGAUCCCCUACAAUGUGAUCAGCCAACCGCUAUGGGAGUGCUUCAUGCCAGAGUGGCUGGAGGCCAUCCGCACUGAGGUGCCUGACCAGCAGCUCAAGGAGUUCAGAGAAGUGCUCAGCAAGAUGUUUGACAUUGAGCUGUGCCCUCUGCCCUUCUCCAUGGAGGAGAUGUUUGGGUUCAUUAGCUGCAGGUUCUCAGGAUACCCAGCCUCUGUGCAGGAGCAGGCUCUGCUCUGGCUGCAUGUGUUGUCAGAGCUGGACAUUGUGGUGCCUCUGCAGCUGUUGAUCGGGAUGUUCUUUGACGGGGUGAACUCAGUGAAGGAACUGGCCAAUCAGAGAAAGACUCGAGUCUCAGAUCUAUCUGGUGAAAAUACUGAGGCUCGGAGGGAAAGCGUGGUUUCAGAUCCAGGCCAUCUCGGGCCGCACAACACUGUGAGCCCGUUCCCCAGUCCGUUCCGGAGCCCAUUCCGGAGCCCCCUGCACUGCAGCCCCUUUAAGAACCUGGGCCAUGCUACGGGACACUGUGCCCUGGACCUGGACUGUGAUGAUGAUGACAUGAACCUGGGCUGUUUCAUUCUCAUGUUCGACCUCAUCCUCAAACAGAUGGAGCUCCAGGAUGACGGCGUGAUGCUCGGUCUGGAAAGCAGCCUGGGGAAAGACAUUGUGGGCAUCAUCAACAACGUCUUCCAGGCCCCGUGGGGGGGCUCCCACACCUGUCAGAAGGAUGAGAAGGCUCUGGAGUGCAGCCUGUGCCAGUCCAGCAUUUUGUGCUACCAGCUAGGCUGUGAGCUCCUGGAGAGACUCACCCCCAGGGAGGAGAUACGUCUGGUGGAGUCAACAGACAUCUUGGAGGACACAUUGCUGUUGCCUCAAGUGUUUGGGCCUGAACAACGGACAAAGCAAGGGGCAGAGGAAGCGGACAACCCUGCCAGCACACACACUGACAACCCUACAAUUCAAAGUUACUCUCCUGACAACCCACCAAUGAAGAAUAAUGCUGAUAAGAAGUUUUCCUACCAGCAGCUCCCUGUGUCUCUCAAGCUAAUAUACACUAUUCUGCAGGAAAUGUCUAAGUUUGAGGAGCCUGAUAUCCUGUUCAACAUGCUGAACUGUCUGAAUAUCCUGUGUCUCCACGGAGAAUGUCUGUACCUGGCCCGUAAGGACCACCCCCAUUUCUUGGCCCACAUCCAGGAGAAGAUGCUCAUUCCCAGCCUGUGGGCCAUGCUGAAGUCUGAGUUCUGCCAGCUGGCCUCCUUGGCCGUGCCCCAGCUCCUGCAUGCCCUCUCCCUCUCCCACGGAGCAGACAUCUUUUGGAACCUGGUGGACAGCAACUUUAACAGCAAGGACUGGAAGAUACGCUUCGAAGCAGUGGAGAAGGUGGCGGUGCUCUGUCGGUUCCUAGACAUUGGUUCUUUGACGAAGAACCACCUGCUGAAGUACUCCCUGGCACAUGCCUUCUGCAGCUUCCUGGCCUCUGUGGAGGAUGUCAACCCGGCUGUGGCCACACGCGCCAGGCUGCUGCUGGACACCAUAAAGAGCCCAGCACUACAGGGUUUGUGUCUGUGCCUGGACUUCCAGUUCGACACGGUGGUGAGGGACCGGCCCAUCAUCCUCAGCAAGCUGCUGAUGCUGCACCACCUGAAGCAGGAAGUCCCUGCCCUCAGCUGGGAGUUCUUUGUCAACCGCUUUGAGACGCUCUCCCUGGAGGCCCAGCUACACCUGGACUGCAACAAGGAGUUCCCUUUCCCCACUACCAUCACAGCUGUGCGCACCAACGUGGCCAACCUUAGUGAUGCAGCGAUGUGGAAAAUCAGACGGGCUCGCUUUGCCAGGAACCGCCAGAAGAGUGUGCGUUCCCUCCGUGACAGCAUCAAGGGCCCGUCCACAACCAAGCGAGCCUUCUCCCUCCCAGAGACUCUGUGUAACCGACUACCAUUAAGGCUUACGAGGCAAGAGCACUCUGCCCCGACUCUGGGAGAUAUGAUAGAGAAAGUCCUGCCAGGCCACAGCCCCUCAAUGGAGGAUGACUCGGUCAUCAGGGACCUGCUCCCAGAGGAUGCUGGGAUAGAUCACCAGACGGUGCACCAGCUCAUCAUGGUACUCAUGAAGUUCAUGGCCAAAGACAAGAGCAGUGCUGAGGCAGACAUCGGCAGUGCCAAGGCCUUCAACUCGGUGAAGCGCCAUCUGUAUGUGCUGCUGGGCUAUGACCAGCAGGAGGGUUGCUUCAUGAUCGCACCGCAAAAGAUGAGGACCUCCACCUGCUUCAAUGCUUUCAUUGCUGGCAUCGCACAGGUGAUGGACUACAACAUUGGGCUGGGGAAGCAGCUGCUCCCUCUGGUGGUCCAGGUGUUGAAGUACUGCACCUGUCCCCAGCUCAGACACUACUUCCAGCAGCCGCCGCGUUGCUCUCUCUGGGCCCUGCAGCCACACAUCAGACAGAUGUGGCUCAAAGCCCUGCUGGUCAUCCUCUACAAGUACCCCUACAGGGAUAUGGAUGUGAGUAAAGGGGUUCUGCACCUGAUCCACAUCACCAUCAACACCCUGAAUGCCCAGUACCACAGCUGUAGGCCCCAUGCCACUGCUGGACCCCUCUAUAGUGACAACUCCAACAUCAGCCGCUACAACGACAAAGAGAAAGAGGAGGACAGUGUGUUUGAUGAGUCUGACGUUCAUGACACACCAACUGGAGCAGGCAACAAGGAGUCUCAGACCUUCUUUGCCCGUCUGAAAAGAAUCGGUGGCAGCAAGUCUGUCAAGUACCAGCCGGUAGAGCUGAAUGCCCAGAAAAGUGAAAUUGAGCUGUCUGAGUACCGCGAGGCCAGUGCAGUGCAGGACAACAUCUUGCACUGUGUGAGGGAGGAGAGCACCAGGAAGAAGCGUCUGCAGGCUAUGCACAAGCAGAAGUCCCUGGACAUUUCCAACACUGACUCCAUCCUCUACAACCUGGACGAGCACCGACGCAAGUCCUGCAUAGACCGCUGUGACCUGCAGCAUGGUCUCCCCGGGCCCCCCUCCUCCACCACCUCCCACCCCAGGCGGACAGGGGGCCAUGGGAAGGGCUCGUCAGACGGCUCCUCAGGCCGAGCAGAGGGCAGUGACCACCAGGACCGUUCAGGAACCCGGGGGGGCCACUCAGACUGCUCCAGGCCUGUCAUCCCAGAGGUGCGCCUCAGCUGCAUGGAGACGUUUGAGGACAAGGCCGACUUGGACUCCCCUCUUACAGGCGGCUCUUCUGCAGAGAAGGAGGACCAGGACCUCAUUGACCUCUCCUCCGACUGCACUUCAAUCCCAGAGAAGCACUCCAUCCUCUCCAUGUCCGACAGCGACUCCCUGGUGUUUGAGCCCCUACCACCACUGAGGAUCGUGGAGAGUGACGAGGAGUUUGACCUGAACAUGGUAAUGGGCCCCAGGCUGAAUGGGAGUGCCAGGCCCCCUGCUUCCCCUGCCAGGCCCCCUGCUUCCCCUGCCAGCACCGUGUGCCUGUCCCCCAUGGUGCAGGUGAGCGUGGAGGACUGUUCUAAGGAGAAGAGGACCACAGACUCCCCAUCAAAAGAAAGCCCCCAACAGCCUCUACAGAGGAGGCCACGCUAUGCAACCCACACCACCUCCCUGGAGCUGCCUGACCGGUCAGAGCACCCUGGCCUGGAGAGCCCCAUGACUCUUAGCUUACAACAGAAGAGGGACCUGCUGAGGAAGACCCCUGCUGUCCCUGACACCUCCCUGGAUGACUUUGUGCAUCCUGAGGACUUGAAGGCAGGGGUGGGUCUGGGGACCAGUCCCUCUGGCAGGAUGAUCUUCCUGGACAUCCCUGAGGACACAGUUGAACCCCUCACCUCUCUGGAGGGGAACAACAACGACGAAGAGGAAUAUUAUGAAGAAGAUGAUGAGGACCUUGAUGACAGUGACUUUAAACCCGAUGAUGAUGAGAACGGCGAGGCAGAGUUUAAGAUCCAGAUAGUUCCCCGGCAACGCAAGCAGAGGAAGAUAGCUGUGAGUGCCAUCCAGAGAGAGUACCUAGACAUCUCCUUCAACACCCUGGACAAGCUGGGUGAGCAGCCCACUGACACAGAUCACAAAGUUCUGUCUACCCUGGAAAAGCCACGGGAAUCCGCCUCAGCCCCCACCCUUGAAGCUGCUAUCCCAGAAACAAGCAACCGCUCUUCAGUAUCAACUCAGUACCGUCAGGCAAAGCGAGGCUCGUUGGGAGCUCUAACCAUGAGCCAGCUGAUGAAGAGACAGCUGGAGCACCAGUCCAGUGCCCCUCACAACAUCAGCACCUGGGAGACAGGCCCCACCAAGACCAGCCUCCUAUCUGCCCCCAGUACAGUCAGCAUGUUUGUGCCUGCCCCUGAGGAGUUCAUUGAUGACCAGCCCACCACCAUGACUGACAGGUGUCGUGACUGUGGUGCGGUGCUAGAGGAGUAUGAUGAGGAGACCCUGGGCCUGGCAGUGGUGGUGCUCUCCAUGUUCAUCCACCUCAGCCCCGACCAGGCCGCUCCACUGCUGCUGGACAUCAUGCAGUCUGUGGGCAGGCUGGCGUCUAGUGCUAAUUUCUCUGGGCAAGCUGAGAGCAUGCUGAUCCCUGGCAACGCAGCAGGUGUGGCUAAGCAGUUCCUCCGCUGUGUGUUCCAUCAGCUGGCCCCCAAUGGCAUCCUGCCCCAGCUCUUCCAGAGCAACAUUAAAGAUGGAGGUUUUCUGAGAACAUUGGCCUUUUCCCUGAUUGAUUUUAAUGAACUGAGUUCUGUGGCUGCACUGAACCAGCUACUGGAGGGUCUGAACAACAAGAAGAGUCUACCAGCAGGGGGCACCAUGCUGCACUGCCUGGAGAACAUCGCCACCUUCAUGGAGGCCCUGCCCAUGGACUCCCCCAGCAACCUGUGGACCACCAUCUGCAAUCAGUUCCAGACCUUCCUCACUAAACUACCCUCUGUGCUGCCUCUGAAGUGUCCCCUGGACUCCAGUUUGAGGAUCAUCAUUUGCCUGUUGAAGAUCCCCACCACAAGUGCAACCCGGAGCUUACUGGAGCCCUUCUCCAAACUGCUGAGCUUUGUCAUCCAGUAUGGAGUGUUCAGCCUCUCUUACCUGGUGGAGCUGUGUGGCCUCUGCUACAAAGCCUUCAAUAAGGAGCGAGAUAAGUUCUAUAUGUCUCGUAUUGUGGUGCUGGAGCUUCUACAGGCUCUGAAGUUCAAGUCUCCUCUACCCGAUACUAACCUGCUACUGCUGGUCCAGUUUGUUUGUUCAGAUAUUGGUACGAGGCUAGCAGAGUCUACUGUUCUCUCAAAGCACAUGAUCUCAUCUCUUCCAGGGUGCACGACAGCAGCAAUGGAAUGCAUGAGGCAAUACAUCAGUGAACUUCUAGACUUCAUAGCAGAUAUGCACACGCUGACCAAACUAAAAAGCCAUAUGAAGGCGUGUUGUCAGCCACUGCACGAGGACACGUUCGGAGGGAACCUGAAAGUGGGCCUGGCACAGGUAGCUGCCAUGGAGAUCAGCAAAGGCAAUCACCGUGACAACAAGGCAGUGAUCCGUUAUCUGCCCUGGCUCUACCAUCCCCCGUCCGCCAUGCAGCAGGGACCUAAGGAGUUCAUUGAGUGUGUGUCCCACAUCCGCCAGCUGUCCUGGCUGCUCCUGGGCUCCCUGACCCACUAUGCCCUGCACCAGGGCUCCACCUCCUGUAUGCCCAUCCCCCUGGACGCUGGCUCACACAUCGCUGACCACCUCAUCGUCAUCCUUAUCGGCUUCCCUGAACAAUCCAAGACGUCAGUGCUGCACAUGUGCUCCCUGUUCCAUGCCUUCAUGUUUGCCCAGCUGUGGACCAUUUACUGUGAGCAGUCGGCGGCCACUCCGGCCCUGCAGAACCAGAAUCAGACAGAGUUCUCCUCCAACGCCAUUCUGACCGGCCUGGAGUUCUGGAGCCGCGUCACACCCAGCAUCUUGCAGCUCAUGGCCCACAACAAAGUGAUGGUGGAGAUGGUGUGUCUACAUGUCAUUAGCCUGAUGGAGGCUUUACAAGAAUGCAACUCAACUAUCUUUGUGAAGUUAAUACCUAUGUGGUUGCCCAUGAUUCAAUCUAACCUAAAGCACCUGUCUGCAGGUCUACAGCUACGGCUGCAGGCCAUCCAGAACAGAGUGAACCACCAGUGUGUGCAGGGCCAGGCGGCUGGGGCCCUGCCUUUCGCCCUGCGCAAGUGGCUGCAGUGCACACAGUUCAAGAUGGCCCAGGUGGAAAUCCAGUCAUCCGAGGCUGCCUCACAGUUCUACCCAAUGUGACCUGCCCACCUCUCACUAUGGGAGAUCCUCCAAGACCCAGUCCUCCUCAGGACCAGCAUGCAUCUGUCUGCUGCCUGCCU